Messenger RNA from Paramuricea clavata, 801 nucleotides. NCBI's taxonomy places the organism in Eukaryota, Metazoa, Cnidaria, Anthozoa, Malacalcyonacea, Plexauridae. The record is from the annotation of a GenBank genome assembly.
AUGUCGCAGAGACCUGAUUUAGCCCCGUUUGGAUGGCUCCUAGCUUCCGUAAUGUACUUUGUACAAUCGUGGGUUCUUAUGAAGUUUUUGCUGGAGCACACUGGCAACAGUUUAUAUUAUUGGACUGCUAUCGGAUUGUGCCUACUACUCGGCUUUGUAGUGCUUGCCGUUGCAUGUGACCUCAAAGGAUGUGCAAGAAAAGACGAAGAGGUGUCCAAAGUCUGGGCCAUUUGGCUUACAUACAUUUUUAUAUUCACGAUUUCAGUUGCCUUAAUAUUUUCACAAGUGGCCGAAAAAUUGGAACAGUCACAUUGGCUUAGUCCUAACGUCCUAAAAAGCGUCUUAUGCAUAACUCCUGCCUUAUUAGUCCUUGUACCACAACUUACGAUUAGCCGAUCUCACCGAAAGUCCGUACUUUCUCUAUCCGUGUUUGCCGCGUUGAAUAUAUUUGAUGGGAUCGAGAUGCUAGAAAUUGUCCUGAUGCAAAACGAAAGGAAAGAUUUUAAUCUGGGCGACAAUCUUGAAAUAGCGAUCAUUGUGCUUGUAUGUUUAAGUUUUAUAGUUACUUCGGUCGGCUUAACACGGAAUAAAUUUGUUAGUAGAGGCAAAAUAGUACUAAGAGAUGACGAACACGCUGUUUGCUGUACCUUGCUGGAAAUUUUAUUCACCAACUUGUCAUUUCUGGUCCUGCGAAUUAUCGUGUGGGUUGAUUGUGGAUACGAAGCGUCGAUAUUUAUCGCGAAGAAUUUAAUAUCUUUGGGAAUUGGUGUGGUCGAGUUUGGCAUAGUCGGAAACUGUUGA